GCACCGCUGUCCCUCGCGCCGCGCCCACCCGCCGGGGCCCUGGGACCAUGGAGGACGUGAAGCUGGAGUUCCCCUCGCUCCCACAGUGCAAAGACGACGCCGAGGAGUGGACUUAUCCUAUGAGACGAGAGAUGCAGGAAGUUUUGCCUGGAUUGUUCUUAGGCCCAUACUCUUCUGCUAUGAAAAGCAAGCUCCCUAUAUUACAGAGACAUGGGAUAACUCAUAUAAUUUGCAUACGGCAAAAUAUUGAAGCAAACUUUAUUAAACCAAACUUUCAACAAUUAUUUAGAUAUUUAGUUUUGGAUAUUGCAGAUAAUCCAGUUGAAAACAUAAUACGUUUUUUUCCUAUGACUAAAGAGUUUAUUGACGGAAGCUUACAAAAUGGAGGAAAAGUUCUUGUCCAUGGGAAUGCAGGAAUCUCCAGAAGUGCUGCCUUCGUUAUUGCAUACAUCAUGGAGACAUUCGGGAUGAAGUACAGAGAUGCAUUUGCUUAUGUCCAAGAAAGGAGAUUUUGUAUUAAUCCUAAUGCUGGAUUUGUCCACCAACUUCAGGAGUAUGAAGCCAUCUACCUAGCAAAAUUAACAAUACAGAUGAUGUCACCACUCCAGAUAGAAAGGUCCUUAUCUGUUCAUUCUGGUACCACAGGUAGUCUGAAGAGAACACAUGAAGAGGAGGAGGAUUUUGGAAACAUGCAAGUGGCAGCUGCACAGAACGGCUGACUCUGAGCACUGUCACACAGAUGUGAAUUUCUGUUUAGAAAGGAGGAGAUCCUAGUGAUAAUAUUGUAAAGUGGUAAAAACACAAAUAGUUUCUUUUCAAUUAUAUGUUGCUUCCAGACAUGUUUCUCUGCAACUUGUUGAGCAACACUUUUAAGAUAUUGGACUUCUACAGUAGAUGGCGCUGAUGGGUGAUGGGUUUGCUUUAAAAUAACAAAACAAAACAAAAAAACACUUUAUGGUUUUUUUAUAAACCAAGAAUUUUGGACUUGCAAAAAGGUAUUAUUGCAAUAAUGCACUUUUCAUACUUGAAGUUUAUUUGUAUGAUAUAAAGUUAUUACUUUAAACAAAAUGCAAGUUAGGGGGAUUUGUUUAUAAUUUUUGGAUAAUUUAUAACAAACAAAUUUCCUAAUGUUUCCUAAAAGCUCAUUUUGUGUUAUAUAUAUUACAUUUAAAGUAAUUUCAAUUUUCUGAUGAAGCCUCUUACAGAAACAGUAACAAAAUGUAGAACUUUUUCACAUUUUUUAAUAUAAUUCAGCAACUUAAUUACCAUUUUUUUAAACUUCUUGGUCCCUUAUUUUUAAAUCAUGAUUUUAGCCAACCAUCCUACUUUACUAAUUUAAUCUAAUUAAUACUCCUUUCCCAUUGCCUUCCUUAUUGUAAACAAGAAAAAAAUUGUAAUGAUGAAAGAGGUCUUACUUAUUUUCAAAAAUAAGGAUAGUGUUAUAUUUCCACCUGCUGUUUUUCUUUUUGCUGUUUGUUUAAGUCAAAUGUUGACUUGGUCUUUUUAGAGUUGCCUAGCCCUUUUCACCUUUGUCCAAGAUGGUUCAAAGUAGACUUUUAAGAAACCAAACCAAUGUAGCACUGUUUCUUCAAUAUGAAACCCCCAAAAGAAAAGUGCCUUGCAUCAACCAAUUAAAUCCUCAUGACCUCUAAAUUAGAUAGCAGUAUAAAGCUAUUAACAUUUUUUGUAAAUUUUUUUGUUUUUAAACCAUAAAUUAAACUAAAUCUGUGAAGCUUGAAGAAAGUAAAUUAUUUGGAAUAAUAUGAGACAUUUACUUCAUUUCAUGUUGUCUUGCUUCUGUGAGGUUCUUAAGCUGACUGCUUUGAAAAAUCAUUGGAUAAAGCAGUUUGUGGGUGGCUUCAGGGUUUUGUAAAUUACUGUUUUAAUUUGUUCUUAAAUUAGUUCAAAUUUACCCCAUAAUUUGCAAAGUCACUUUAUGGCUCUUUAGUUUUCCAUGUUUUUAUCUAUUUGUAUAAAAGUUGUUCUACAAAAAACAUUUUGCUAUUUUAAGUGUGAUGUUCAGAAGAGAGAAGUGUUUUAACCUUCUGUGUUUGAUGACUUUAGGGUAGCACAAACACAGAUCCUUUGUAGCUCACAGUCCUCUCUCGAGGUGCUUUACUGUUGGGAAUGAUGUCUACAUUUCCAGGGUACCAUGCACUAUGUGAGAUAGCGUGUUAGUUUCUUUGCUGUCCAUCUUACGGUGUUAGAGUACAGAGAAGGCUCUGUUCUGCACAGUGGGAGCCGAAUGUAAACCAGAAGUACUAUUAACUAGACUUAAUUUCUCUUUGGAUUUCGCAUUCCACCCUAAAACCAGCAUUGUGAUCCACUGUUCUCUUGUGUCACUGCUAUGGUGGACUAGUGGAGUCAAGAUUAUAUUGGGUGUUCAAAAUUCCUGUGUACACAUCAUCACUGGAAAGGUCAACAGAGUUCUCUCACAGUCAACUCAAUCUAUGAUUCAUUGAACAGAAAUUGUGCUUAAAGUAAUCUCCAUAAAAAUGAUUUUUCAAGAUGAGACAUUUGAAAUAAUUUUUUAAGUUUCAUAAAAAUACAUAUUAUAUCUCUUUAAGAGUUUGACCAGAAUUAUAGGUUAUUGAUAGUCAUUUAUAGCUGAUAAUUUGUCAUUUUUCUAACCUGUCAUUUUUUAUGUUCUCACAUAAAGUGCCUAUCCAGCACGAUAUACUGGAGACAGUCUCAGACAUGAGAGACUGCUAUCACGUUGAGCACAGUUGAUGUGAACAAAUGAGGUUUGUUCUUUCAUAAGAAGCCUACAGUUACUGUAUUUACUAAGUAGCUGUCUUAGGUUCCAUUUCCAGUGAUGUUUUGUAACAGUCAGCUAUGAUAAACUUAACCAAUCAUGUCUUAUUCUCUAGACAAACUUAAUGAUUCACCCAGUUUCAACAUUAAUAUGUAAUCAGGGUUCAGAAUUAAGAUUUUUACCAAAACAUAGGGAACUUCAUUACUCCCCUUUUUGAAAGUUUUGAGACAGAUACUGAACUUUGGAGUGGGGUGUCUUCUUUUAUCUUAACUGGUUCAUGUUAAUUUCUUGUCUAUUAGAUGUUGACUUGUACCAACUCUGUAGUAGGAAUGUUCAAGUGUGAUAGCUUUGCUACCAACUUUGAACCACUUGUAGAGCAGAAUAUUCAUUUGCAAGGGUAUGGGGUUGUGCUUAAUCUCAGUCUAGAAGUAAUGUCAGAAAUGCUAAGCAUGCCCUUUGUAAGAAACCUUAAGGUUCCUAAUUGUUUAAUUACUAUGAUAAUUCAAAUUAAUUAGAAGUAUUUAAGUGCAAUCUUGAAUUAUGAAGUUGAGAUGUAUAUAUUAGGAUCUCAACUUGAUGUAAAGUAAAUGAGCAGUUACCUGACGAAUUUUUUUUAAAUAACAGGUUUAAUCCAUAAUCCUAAAGCAUAGCUUCACUUCAGUAUUUGUUAUUUUUGUCCAUUCAACAACACUCCAAUAAGGAAAUGAUAGGAAAUAGCUGAGACUUACUCAAGGAUUUUAUUUAUUUUUUUUUUAAUUAGUAAGAUAAGUUUCUAGAGUCUUGAGUGCUGGAUAUUCUUUGUCUUUCCCAUUCAUGGCAGCUAAAAUAAAAAAAAAUCACUCAAAAUGUUCAGGUUUACAUGUUAAGCUCUCACAGGGAGCAGCCAUACCUCACAGUUCAAAGUGUUUUCUCAGUCACAUGAUACUGACAUGUAAUUGCAAUUUACUAUGCAGCAAAAAAUGAUUCAAGAAGAAUAACAUACAGUGUCUAGUUACCUCUGUAUAGGCAUUGCUUACGUUACUCUGCUUUUAACAUUUGUACUCAGAUAAAAUGCUUCUGUAUGUAUAGGAAUGUCACAGAUGCAAGAUGCUGCUAGCCUGGGCACAAAGUAUUAAAAUUAUUUUGUGAAGACUGGUGGUUGUAUUAAAACUGCUGUGCUACUGUACCUCAACAAGUGAUUGAGAAGCUCCCUCAUACUGCUUAGGCCUCAAAACGUCUUAGCCUUCUGGGUAAAAGUAGCCCAGCUUUACUCCCACAAAUUAAGAAGGGUGAGUGAACAUUUAAUAUUGAAACUGUUUUCAGUUGGUGACACAAUGCAACUGUUUCUGUAAAGGGGGGUUUAAGAGAAAACCUCAAAACUCCAUGGUAUUAUUAAAACACUAACAUAACAUCUUAACAUUAGACCUCAGAGUCUAAUGGUAAGAUAUAGAAUACGGUAUUCAGUUUUCCAUUGAGGACAGGCUUAUUUAACAUGGGUAAAACUUCAUGAAAACUAUUUUCACUAGUGAUAGGUCACUAGUGGUAGGUCACUGAACCAACUGUCAGAGGUAAAAUCUGUCCCUCUACACUUAAAAGUAUUUCUAUUCUGGAAAGUCAACUAAUGAUUAGAGGGAAAUCCAGAUCCAAUGGAAGUAACCCAAAAAUACAUAAAACUACACUGUUAUGAGCCAUUUCUUAACCUCAAAGACUCCAGCCUAUUGCAGUGAUGCAUGCCUGUAAUACAAGCUCUCGGAACAUGCAUGGAAGUUCAAGGUUCUUUCUUGUACUACAUAGUGAGUUCCUGCUAGUCUGGGUUACAGGUCGCCCUGUCUCAACAAACAAGAAAAACACAAGAUUCUAAUGAGAUACUAUUCAUAUAAACAAGUUUAAUGUAAAUAACAUGGAAUGCAAAAAAGAUUAGAACAAUUGUUAAUAAAGUGUCUAAUUCUACCUUUAAAAAUCAUUAAAAUAAAUAAAACAUGACAAUGAUCAGAAUAAUAAUACCAUUAUAAUCAUAUAAAUAGAAAAGCUACUGUUUUUUAAGGAUGGAACAAAGAUAGUACCACACUUUUUUUUUUUUUUCCAACUCAAAAGCUUCAGAUGCCCAUGAUAUGGAAACCAGGGUGAAAGUGCCUCCACUGAGAGCUGCUCCCCCACUGAUGAAAGAACCCUGGGUCUCUAGACCUGCCCUUGGAUGAUUCUAACAUCACUUGACAGACGAGACAGGUGGUGCAUUAUCUGCACAGAACUACACCAACACUUAGUAAAAUAGUUAUUUAAACUGUUGUACCUUGUCCAAGUUGUGUGGAAUAUUAGGAUCAACAAUGUUUAGAUGUGCAAAUAAGUACCUAGUUAUAACAAUAGAUGUGUCCAACUCCCUAUAAUGUGAGAAAUGUGAUGUACCCUUAAGUCUAUUUAGGUAUA
Molecule: messenger RNA, 5158 nt
Organism: Myodes glareolus (Bank vole)
Lineage: Eukaryota; Metazoa; Chordata; Mammalia; Rodentia; Cricetidae
Gene: Styx
Product: serine/threonine/tyrosine interacting protein
Biological process (GO): negative regulation of SCF-dependent proteasomal ubiquitin-dependent catabolic process; protein dephosphorylation; negative regulation of protein binding
Cellular component (GO): nucleoplasm; cytoplasm
Molecular function (GO): F-box domain binding
Source: RefSeq, a predicted model, not a curated record